AUGUCGAAGACACCAUAUAGCGGAGAAUCAUGGAUAUGGUGGAUUGUCGUUCUUGCCAUGAUAGGCGCGAGGCUAAUAUCCAGAAGACUACUCUUGCGCUCUAUCAACCAUCUCCAGAUUGACGAUUGGGUUAUGGGCUUGUUCGUCACGACGUGCUACACGACUUUCAUUGUGAUUUCUAACAAGUAUCUCAAAGCCGGCUCGAACCUCGAGCCGCCUGGCUUCGACUGGAGCGCACUAAGCGUGUAUGAUAUCUCUCGACGCGUUUACGGUAGCAGACUCAUGAUCGUCGUGGAGCAGAUGCUAGUCCUUGUCAUCUGGGCCUGCAAGGGGUGCCUCCUCGUCAUGUACCACCGCUUGACACGCACAGCGCUGCAUCAAGAGCACAUCGCAAUUAAGCUUCUAGCGGCCUACGUAGUUCUUGGCUUCGUUGUUAUGGAGGUUCUCUACUUCGUCGCCUGGUGUCGUCCGUUUACCGAAUAUUACGCGACGCCGACUGCUUCCAAGCAAUGCGAUACCUUAGUCGACCAUCGCAUCACCAAGACCGUGUUCAACAUAUCCUCGGAUCUCAUCAUGUUAUGCAUCGCACUCCAGAUGCUUGUCCGGUCUUCUUUCCCACUCAAGCGAAAACUUGUCCUUUGCUUCAUCUUCUCGCUGGGCUUAUUCACCAUAGCGGCAGCGGUGUUGAGCGCUUACUACGGAAUUCACGACCCGUACAUACACACUUGGUUGUCCUGGUACCUUCGAGAACUCUCUAUGGCCAUCAUAGUCGCCAACAUACCUUUCACAUGGACCAUCCUUCGCGAGCUUUUCGAGAUAGACGAUUUUAACGGUUCAAGCCCUCAGCCGUGGUCGUAUUACCCAGCCUCGCGGACUACGACGCAUAGCAAUAACGCACGGAUGUCUCAGGCGACUGGGCCGUCCAUGCCGACUGCUCAUACUCGCCGGGAUCGAUUGGCGGUUACCAGCAUUGGCAGUCAGGACACGCAGUGUCCGACACUGAUCGAAUCCCAUUUUGUGAGCAAGGGAUCGGGAGAUUCGCCUACCAAGGGCUUAAAGCUGGAGGUUUCCGGGAGGGAUGAUUUUGCCCAAGUGGGAUCUUAUGACUUUGCGUCGGCGCCGUUACCACAAACUCGCGAUAAGGACGAGAUCUCUCCCGUGACGCCUUGA
This is a messenger RNA of Didymosphaeria variabile, 1170 nucleotides long. RefSeq lists its product as uncharacterized. The transcript is spliced from 2 exons. Lineage: Eukaryota; Fungi; Ascomycota; Dothideomycetes; Pleosporales; Didymosphaeriaceae. Bases 1 to 1170 code for a protein of 389 amino acids. The record is from RefSeq and is a predicted model, not a curated record.